AUUACAGCAGAGAGAGACUUUAUAAAAGAUGUUCAGGAGGUUGGAGCAUUAAUAGUUGAGACUGAGAGCUGAAGAACAAAGAGGGGCUUUUCUCUUAAUCCCAUGAUGGGUUACAGCAGACUGUGUCUGUUACUACUGCUGAGCAGCUACACACUGGCUCGUAAGUACAAAACACUUAGGAUCAGAUAAAUAGAGUUUGUCACAGUACUUUUGAUAUUUUCAACAAGUUAAUAUAAGGGGCACCAGCUUCUUCCAGGAUUUUUUGCCAGAGUGGAUGUUUAGGUUUAGGAAUUUAUAUCUGUGUGCUUUUCAUCAUCUUUCCUAUCAUCUUAUCAACUUGCUUAAAACACUCUCUGUUGGAUUUCUUUCAGAGUAUUUUAUCAGCUUUAAUGAGAAAAAUAUCAACCUGAAAAAAGACAAAACUUAUGACACUCAUUAGCUGUGAUGAUACAUGCAUUUUUUAAUUUGCUGUACAUCUUUUAUUUUGGAAAAUGAAGAAAAUCCUUGUUAAUUUUCCAAUCCUUAAAAUAAAUGACAAGCAUUAAACAAGCAUGCUAAACUUUUUGCAAACGAGGAAGCCUUAAAAGAUUUAUCAGGUGGUAUUUUUUUAAAAGUGGGACUUUCGGAUUGUUGAAUAUUUAAAAUCAUGAUUAAUCCCAGAUAUUCAGUAAUCAUAUUUUUAACUGAAUGUUAAAACUCAAUUAUUUUACAUUUUAAAACAAAAACAAGUCCAUAUUAACACUUAACUGAGUCUUUUAUAAUCUCAGUGACUGUAAGUUUGAUAGUAGCAUCUAUAAAUUUCUUCUUUUUCUGAAAUACGAGUCAGGAGUGUCCACCUUAGAUGACUAAGCUGUUUGCAUUAGUGUAUAUCUGAGUGCAUAUAUACAUAUAUGUGUGAGUGUAUUUGAAUGAAAGCUGGAGAGACUGGUGGUGUUAUUUCUAACCAUGGCAGCAAAUGGAAGCAGGGAGACACUGCAGUGGCUGAAUGGUGGUGUGCCAUAAGGGGCAAAAAUAACACUGGAUUUAAAAAACUAAAUAACCUAUACAUUUAAAAAACCCUGUUAGGAGUUUUCAGCUGGUAAAAACAGAGAGAGAGAGAGGGCAGUAUUAUUUGUAAAUAGUUCGUAUUCUUGCAUUCCAACGUUGACUAUGAAAUUUGAGGAACUGACCAAAAUCAAACAGAGGAAUUUGGUAGCUCCACCAGCAGUUGGUAGGGACCUAAAAUUGAGUUUAAAGCUCCUGUGAUGAGUUUUUAACUGGUUUAACAGAUGAAAUAAAGAGUCACCACUGGUUUCGAACUAGACAGAAACAGCUAGUAGUGACUCUUUAUGAUCCCUCUAAGCAAACAAAAUUAUCAGUGACAAGGUUGACAGUUUUUAUGUUGUACAUCAUGAAGCCUGUACCCACUGUGGAAGAUUUGGGUAUAGGAGUUGAUAUAUAGUUCAUAUAAAGGGGCUGUUGCAGUAUGCUGGUAUUGACAAUAACCAUCUUUAUUAAAGAAGUGAAAAAAAAUUAUAGGAUUAUCUCAUGAGUUCACAGUAGGGGGUCUUUUGGGCUGGGUUAACAGUCACUAAAAUGAGUCUGGACAAAGAAAAAGCAGCAGCUGCUAGUGAGUUAGCUUAGCAUCCCUCUAAAACAUGAUUAGGCACUCUUAAAACCUAAAACUAAAAGAUCUAUUCUAAAUAUCCCCAGGAUACUAGUCAGCUUACACUUUCUAAUGUGUAACUUUCAGUCUAUUAGAGGUAACUGAUUUCAAAGUAAAAGCACAGUUUUAAAAUGCAGAAAUUAAAGAAAUCUAAAGAAGAAAUAGAAAAAGAAAAACAACAAAAUAAAAGCAUGAGAACACUUAUUCUACGAGGCUAUUUUUUCUCCAAACAAGUUUCCUUCAUGCAGCUGGUGAUGGGAAUAAACCAUUAAUUUGAACAUUAUAAAAAAUAGAUGUUGACAUGAAAGUUAACUGCAUUUUUUUAAGUUUAUGAAAGUAAUGUGUUGCUCCAUCCUUGUCGUGCUUUACUGUAAUUUAACUGAUUGUUGUUUUAUUUUUAAAUUUUCCAAAAACAUUGUCAUAAUCUUAAUCUACCUCCUCAAAAAUUGCAAGAUGAAAAUCUGAUAUUGUCCACAGGGGGCGCUAAAAUCAACACACACCUAAAACUUUCUGUGUGGAGCUAUAAAACCUAGAUUGAUAAUGUCUUCUGUUUCUGUUUGUCAUUAUUGUGUUUUUAUGGUGUUUUGUUUUGCAGAGGAUGGCAAUGAAGAUGAAGAGCAAACGUCAACGUGUCUGUGUAAGUUUUUAUCAUAAAAACUGUGCCUGAAACGUCUUUUAUAAGAGAAUGUCAUCAGGCCGAUUUACUCUAUUUAUCAUACAAACUGGAAUAAAAAAAACUGAGACAGAUGAUGAAUUAAUGGUAAAGUUUUCUAAAGUUGGUGUUAAAUUGAUGAAUUGAUGGAAAUACUGGACUUUGUUAGUGUUUAGAAGUGUGUGUGCAUGUGUGUGAGGGGGAUGUUUGGUGUGUGGUUGACCUGCAAAUCGAUCGAUGGCGUCUAUGUUGAGCCAAUAAACACAUGACCUGUUUUUCUUUCUGAAGAUAGUGGCGACAGCCUGUGGACAUUGUUUAUGAUUCGGUACAAUAGCUGUUGUUCACUGUAAAGAACAUGAAGUUUCUAUGGGUGCAAAGGUUGUGAUGAUGUGGAGCUCUGCCUGUGACCUGAAGAUACAGAGUGAACCUAUAGGUUCAUAUAAGAACGUGACCCCGUCUUCAAAGGCUGAAAUGACUUAUCUGCAUGUCUGAAUAAUCAUGCAACACCUUUAUUGGACUGCAGUGGGGUCCAGAUUCAAGGCCCAUAGGAAGUAUUUCUACCGCUACACGGCAGACAGCAAAAACGGGGUGAUGGGGGCCUCUGACCUGAAGAACGGCCCCAAUGUCUCUUGUCAGGUAUGUCACUGAUCCUGUUCCACUUUCAGAGUUCACCUGAUAACAGAAUCUUCUUAUCAGAGCGUCCUCCCAACCUGUAUUGAUCCUGUGCAUGCUCCCACAUGUCUUUAGGUUGAGAUCGAAGUCCCUCAGAUGUGCAGAUUCAUCAUGCACACCCGUGACUGUGCUCUCAGCAAGGUGUCUGUCAUGGAUCCACAAGGCCAGCCUGUCUUUGAACCGGCUCCAGGCUCUGACGCCUUCAGGGCUGCCAUGGAAACGUUAGUAGAAAGCAUCAUUCAUGUGUCAUUUGUAUGAUCACUCCUUUUUUUAAUAAGCCAAAAUGAUGACUGCUGUCACUCCUCCAUCUUAUCCAGUUACCUCCAUGUGUCAUACAUAACAGACACCACAAAGUAUCCUGGUAGUUAAAGGAUCUGAGGCCCAGUUUUCCUCAGAGGGGGACCCAGGCUGGUCGUUAUCUGAACAGUAGAAGUUGAUAGAAACUCUUUCUAUGUUUACUCUCAGGCUGAGGUCCUGUGGGGCAAAUCGAUAUGGGCUGAUCUGACGUUUACUCUGAAACCAGGAGACAUUUCUUGAGCUCUGAGAUGAGCGAGAAAUGCAGCAAAAUGUGCAUUAUAUGAUAAUGGUGUGAAGGAAAAAUUCAGAUAAACAAAAACUGUCAUUUCAGUGUUGUUUUAGUGAUGAAAUAUCCUGCAUUUUCUGUACGUAGGAACCCUCUGAAGUUCUCUGUGGAGGACUUCACCGCUGUUGACCUCUUCCCAGAGACAGAGGAGUUGGUCAACAUCCUCAACAUAAAGAGAGGGAUAAUCUCAGCAUUAAUGGUGCCCCUCCUUGAGGACAACCAAAACAGACUCAUGGUGAGUUUCCUCCACCAACAAAAAGAGACUUUGCUUUAACUUAUCAGUAGAAGGAAAUAAAACACUAUCAGAAGAAUAAAACCAACAAAGCAUAAAAUGUAGAAAUAAAAAAUUGAAAAAGAUAGGGAUCCCGAAACGAGUAAAAUCAGCAUCUAAAGGAUUCAGACACGCACCGAUCAUCAUGCCAAUAAAGCUUUUAUUUCACUUCUAACUGUUGUUGUCCUUUUCAGAGCACAGUGCACGGCCAGUGUCCAUCAUCCUACCAGGUAAACGAGAAGAAGGACAUCGCCACAGAAGUAAGCGUGUCCAGAUAUCUGCCCAACUGUGACAAGUUUACCGGCAGAGAAUCAGCCAACAGUCCUCUGGCCCUGCUACAAAAACUGGUGAGACUUCGGCAAACCAGUUUAAUUCUACACAAUGAGAUGCAAAGUUAGCUUCUGCAGGAAUCUUUGGUUUUUGGUUCAGAAUGGCAGGAUUUGAGAUGUUGGCUAAAGUUUUGUAUGUAUUAGAAAAGUUUUACUAAAUUAAUGCACAGUUAGCAUUUUUGUUAUUUUGAAGGGUUAAAUUGAGUAAUAGGGUUCUUUGUGAGGUUGUACUUUGGUUUAAGUGUCAAUACAACUGGAUACUCAAUCUAUCAUAAUUAGGAUUCUGAGUUGUUUGUGCCAAAGUCCAUUCUGGGGAGGAGUAAGACUAAUAUUCCACUUGUGCAUGCUUCUGUAAUUUCAGCAAUGCCAGAGCCUGAGGUGGGCAGAGCAUACCUUCUCUUGGUCUCACAUGCAUGUAUUCUGACUUUAUCAUCUUACAUUCUAGCAGUUUGUUCCUGAUGGAGCUCAAAAGGGUUUUAAAGGUCACUUUUCAAGCUCUUGUUGUGUAAACUGCACUUUGUUCAAGACAGUUUGUUUUGGAAGCCUGACAACAGCUUAAACAAAGACAUGAAGGGCAAAAACCCUCCAGUCUGCUUCUGUGAUUGGAACGGCCAGCUCCACUGAAAGGUGUGGACAGGUCUGUGUAGCCCAGUCAGUAGGGGCUCAAGAAAUAGAGGGUUAGUGGUACACUUUAAUGUCUCUUCUGAGAGGUUGGGCAACCCCAUUUCGAAAAGUCUGGACACACCUAAAGACUAAUGAUAUCUACUUCAACUAGCUUUGACCAAGUGAUUUUUGUAUUUCCAGCAUCAACCCUUGUCUAAACUGAUCUCAAGCACACAAAACUGCAACUACCAGUUUGACAACAAGGGAAAGCAUGUCACAUCGGCCACAUGUGAAGAAAAACACACCUACGUGCCCUUCUCUAAUGAGUAAGUCAUUCUGAGUGUGUAUUAAUGCACACAUGUGAGGCACAUACAUGCAAAGUAAUCACCUUUUUCCUUACCUGUUUUGCAGGGAUAACGGACUUUCAUCGGUGGUGACCCAGGAUCUCAGCUUCCAGAACUCCAAGAGGAUCAACAACCGAGUGUUUGGUGAGAGACGAUAAAAAUUUCAGUUUUUCUCAGCUGCUAAAACACAUUUCUUGUCGUCCAACAUGCUUUUCUCAACACUUUCUUCAAAACUGUUCAAUCUGUGCUCAAAACCAAACAAUUUAGUGAGAUCAAACCCCAAGUUAACCAAAAUGAAAAACACUACUGAGCAGUCAUUACACACUACAUUAAGAAAAGGAAAAUACAAUGCUCAGGACAUGAAGCUGUAGAAGUGAUUGUUCAUUUCUAAAGUAAAGUAAAGUAAAAACAAUAGAAAUGAGAAGCACAUUAUGUUGCAAACCACAAUAUCAAACUCAAGUGCUUACAGUAUCUACAAUCAUUCAGCCACAUUAUCAGGUCUGUAUGCUUGGCCACACAACAGGACUUCAUCCACAUCACAAGCCACAUUCUCCCUAAUGGUGGAAAAACCCUCUGAACUGACUUAAAUUGGUUUCCUGACAUUAUUAGCAAAAAGUAUGAUCAGUUUUGAGUCGUUGUAUUUAAGCUGUGACACCUGAGCUUCAAAUGUGUUCAACUUUUGUUACCUGUGUUUACCAUUAUGCAAGACAAGUGCAUCUCAGUGCACAAUGAGUGUUUUAGUGAGUGAUAAUAUGUUUGCAAGUUGUGUCUAAUCAGGAGAAAAGUGCUUAUGGCUUGCCAAAAGAGUGACAGAUUCAAUAAAAAGGUUCAGGCCGCUGAGCCUUUGAUUCAGACAACAUGGUUAAGUGUGUUAGCAACUGAGAAAUACUCUAAGAUUCACAGCUGGUGAUACUUUUGUUGCACAUUGCUGUAUUUUGGAUAUUUAUUGGUAUCUAUCUUGUGUAUAAUCACGGUCAUCUAAAUGACUGAUUGAUCUGCAGGUUAUAAAUUCAGCUUCUUUGCAUGUUUGCACACAGAUGUGGACCCCAGCCAAAGAAAACCUCUCCACUUCGAAGACCCCGAUGAUAAAGCUUCUGAACAGACAGAAAAUGCUGUUCUGAGCACCCUGACAGACCUGGUAAAUCUACCAGGGACAGACCAGGGUCACAAGAGAACCAGUCUCUUUCACAAGCUGGUCUCCAGUCUGCGUGUGCUGAGGAACGACACCCUGAGCCGGACAGUCACUGAGAUGUUAAAGACGUCCCGUUGGCUCAGCAUGCAGGCCCUGUUCCAGUGUGGGACCUCAGAGUGCACCAGCGCUAUCAUGCAGGUCAUCUGGGGCCUUGAUGGAGCUGCGCUGGAAGUGGAUGCUCUGGUUUACGGGCUGAGUCUUCAGGGGAACCCUGAUGCUGCACGGGUGCGAGAUAUGCUCAGCAUGGCUCAGUACAGACAGAGCAGGGCGAUCAUGUACGCUCUAGCCAACACAGUCAAAAAGUAAGUAAAAACAGAGAUGUGAAAAAUCAGAAGGAUGGUUGCACAGUGUAGGAGUCAGCUGUUAUGGUGCUCAGGAUAAAAAGGAUGGUUAAAAAAAAAAGAAGGGGAUUGGGUGCAGCAUCAACAAAACAGCAGGAGCUGGACUGGAUUCUUUCAGUCAAAACCAGAGUUUGUGAGUGUAUCUGUUCCUCUGUUCCUCAGGUUUCAUAAAGGUGAGGUUACCCCAGUGGUCACUGAAGUGUCAGAGUUCAUGGAAUUACUUUUAGAUGACUGCUCUGGAGAAGUCCACGAUAUUGACUCUGAAUUCCCCCCUGAUCCUCAUGAGCUGGCCUUCCUAGUACUGAAGGUAAUGUUUACCAUUAAGGGUUUAAUCACCACCUUAAAUCCAAAGAAGUUGGAAGGAAAUGAUUUCAACCCUAAAUUUAACCAAAAGAAAUUGAAAGAUAAGGUGUUGAAGGUUUAAUCUCUUCGUGUUUUAUGAAAAAUUUGUGCUCAUUUUAAACCUGAUACCAACACCAUGUUUCACAACAGUUGGCACAAGGACAACUAAACACUGAAAAAGUUGUGUAAUGCUAAAAAAACAAAAUGACGAAAUGGAACAUCUUCAGUGAUGAGAGGCUGAAUCUAUCAAAAGGAAAGAUAGGACGAGGUUCACCACUCUCAGGAUCACCUCAGACAGUACUGCAUUAAAAGCAGACAGGGCUCUGUAGUGGAAAUCGCUGCAUGGCUCAAAAUAACCUCCAAAAACCAUUGUCUGUGGCCACAGAUUUUUGCUGCAUCCACUAAUGCAGGUUAAAAAUAUGCCAUUGAAUAAGUAAAUAUGAAAACACGACCUAGAGAUUCUGGCAACUUCUCUGGACCUGGACCUGUUGAAGAUGGAAUAAGGUGACACAGACUGUUUUGUGCCCCGACAAAUCAAAGUUUGUCUUUUUUUUUUUUUUUUGAAAUCAUGGAUGCCUGCCAAGUCCUUCACUUUGAGGACAAGAGGGUCCUCUCUGCUUGUUAUCAGCUCCCAGUCCAAAACUAGCAUCCCUGAUGGUAUGGGGAUCAUCAGGGUCCAUGUCAUGGGUAUCUUCCACAUCUGUGAAGGCUCCAUUAAUGCUACAUCUGCUGCCACCCAGACAAAAAAAAUUUUUGGGGAAGACCUUCAUAUUUCAGCAAGACCAUGACAAACCACAUUCUGACAACAGGGAUUACAGCAGCAUGGUUCUGUAGGAGAAGAGUCCUACUGAAAAAUUGGACUGCCUGCAGCCUCAUUUUGUCCCCGAAGGAGAGCAUUUUUGGAAUAAUUAUAAGGGAAACAUAUAAAAGUGCCCCUGAAUUGUUGAACAGCUGAAAUCCAGUCAAAAAUAGGAUGUUUCACUAUCACAACUGUUGAAACUGGGCCGCUCUGUUCCCAAAUAUUUACAGACUGUUGUUUACAGAGGAGGUGAUGCAACAAAGUUGUAAUAUGCAGCAUGCACCUGUACCUGUCCCAGCUUUUAUGCAACAUGUUGCUGGCAUCAAAUUCAAAAUAGACAAACACCUUUCCAAAACAAAGACAUUAUUCAGUUUCAGUUUGAUAUGCUGUUUUUGCACCAAUUCCAAUUACAAGGCUUUAAACACUUUGUAAACCACACACUAUAUUGACCCAGCUUAUUUAGAAUUAGUUUUUUCUUAUAUUUAUAAGCAAGAGGAUUGGUGCACUAAAUUAAUACUUUUUCUCCAUCUUCUAGGUCAUUGGGGUCAUGGGUAAAGCCAUGCAAGAUGUCAGCCCCACCCUGAUUUCCUCAGUUUUGCGUUGUGCCCAGAAAUCAGACACCCCACUGUCAAACCAAAAGGCUGCUUUACAGGCCUUAAGGCUGAUGGAAACAACCAAUGAGGUAUGGUUACUUCACAUACAAAUUUAUGUAAAUAUGUUUUGGACAGGCAGUGAAAAGUAAACAUGUAACUUGCAUCAUCCAUCACCACAGGUCAAAGAAGUCCUCGCAAAAGUUUAUCUAGAACCUGAGAGCCCUGUUGACAAACGCAUCGCAGCUUAUUUGCUUCUGAUGAGGAACCCGGACCGGGACUUGGUCGGAGACGCUGUGGAUAGUUUGGCAAAUGUGGAUGAUCCGAACCUGUCAAACUUUGUUAUCUCCCACCUGAGAAACAUCCACAAAUCCAACAUGCCAGAAAUGAAGGGGUGAGUUAUCCAUGAGCAGUGAAACCAGCUUGUUACUUCCCUGUGAAAUAAAUGGUCAGCCUGUUCACAUAUCCCUGACUUAGCCUCAGAAGAAAGAGAUGUAUUAAACAGAUACUGCUGAAUGGUAGCAUUGAAUGCUGUUGAUAAAACUGUCUUUGUCUUCCUCUCUAAAGAGUCAAAGAGUACAUUGAGUCAGCCUUCCAAUACUCCCCUCAAGUGAAAAGCAUGUCAGCAAACUACAAACUGGACUCUCCUCUGGGCUCAAUACAAAGCAACAUUAUCGUUGACAGCACCAACAGCUUACCCAAGGAGGUGAUGCUGGAGACCACUCUGAAGGUUUUCGAUUAUAACUGCGACAUAUUUCAGGUACGCUUUGAAUCAAUAUUUAUCAAAGUUUUUUUUUAAAAAGACUAGUUGGUGUAAAGAUGUGUAAACUGAAAACUUUCCCCCCUCCAGGUCGGCAUUGAGAGUACAGGAUUUGAACCAACAAUUGAUGCUCUCUUUGGAGAUGAAGGUUUCUUCCCAGACUCCAUCUCCAAAGUCAUGUACUGGGCUGGAGACAAAGCUGAGAUGCUCAGAGAGGUUUUGGACCGUAUCGCCCCUGAUAGAAACAGAAUGAAGAGACAGGUAAGACGUAAACAAACAUGGAUGUUUAAUGUGUUGAUUCACAAGAGGUGGAUGAAAGGAAGGUUCUCUAAAAGUGAAGCCAACAUGUGUAGAACUCCCCCUGCUGACUGACAGCAGAAUAGGUCAUUAAGCACAGUCUUUUUUGCUAAUCUCCUUGUACUGCUCAUGCAAGGUAAGAAACUGACACAUUCACUCUGAACAUCUCUGCAGGUCCCAGAUGAUCUCCUAAAGGGUAUCUCCAGCAGUUUCCAGAAGCUCAUGAAUGACCUGCGUUUAUCUUCAAAACCUGAAGCCAUCGCCUACCUAAGGCUUCUGGGAGAUGAGAUUGGAUACAUAAGGUCUGGUGACAUGAGGAAGAUGACUGAGACUCUGUUGAUGUACUACCAUCUUUUCAUCAGGGUUCUGCCUUUCAAUGUAAGAUAUCAGAGGUCCUCUCAUGAACUUUGCAAAACCAAGAACAAAGAGACACGUCCAACACAAAGCACUUACGUUAUUGACACCUUCAAUCUCUGUACCAUAUGCAUAUUGACAAAGCAUGCAUACUCAUUUCUUGACAAUCAAUUCCCCAUAAACAUUCCAAAUUACAUCCAUUCUGUUUUUGUCUGUCCAUCAGGCCCUUCUUGAGCUGACGUCCAGCACUGAAAAUGAAGUCUUUGCUCACUACAUUUUCAUGGAGAACGCCUUCUUCAUGCCCACUGCUGCUGGCUUCCCUCUGAAGUUCUCCCUAGCUGGUGUGUUUGCACCUGGUGCCAAAGGAGGUCUGACUCGCUCAAAUGGGAUGGUACGUUUGUCUUCAUCUCAAAUCAACUCUUGUUCUCUUUUUCAGGGAGGUAGUUUUACAUGUGAAAUGAAACUACACUUCCACAUGUACAGUAGCUAUGUCCCAUAACUUUCUUGUCCUUGCAGGCUGAGCUCUCGUUCAUGCCGUCAGUUGGACUCGAGUUUAUCACCCAAAUGGGCGUGCUCAUCCCAGAUUUUGUGGAGUCAGGGUUGGAGCUGCACACUCACGCAUAUCAUGAGAGUUCCCUCGGCGCAAAGAUCACAGUGAACGGGAACCAGAUGAGGCUCUCCAUUCCUGCUCCAAAGUCAAACAUGCGCUUACUUAGUUUUAGGUUGGUAGCAUUGAAAUCAAAUGCUUCGGACUUGUAACAUGAAUCAGCUGCUAUUAGUGUUUUUUUUUAACUCUCCUUUCUCUCUUUUUUCCAAAUACAGCACAGAGGUGUUGUCAGUCUCCUCAGGUCAAACAGAAACUGUGCCACCUCUGAUGGAGGACAGGACCGAGUCGACUGACUGCCAGCUGUUCAUAAGUGGUCUGCAACUCUGCACAAUAACACGAUACUCCAACGCAACUUCCAUGGACCAGGCCCCGUAUUACCCUUUGACAGGAGAGAGCAGGUGAAACGACGACACGUUCGAAAAUCUGCCAAAACUUUUUAUUUGGAGCUUAUUAAAAUACAGUCAGCAAUACACACCACAAUCUGUAAGGGGAAAAAACAGACUGUGUUGUAUAGAAAACAUGUCGUGAAUGUUGAAUUAGCCUAUCUUUUGAUAAUCCUAACUCAGUAUUUCAUGGUUUAAAUAUGCAGAAAAUAAAUGGGUUAAAGUUAAAUGCUAUGACACAACAUUUCAGAAGGAAAAAGUGAGAUUUUGAGAGAACAGGCAUAAACAAACAAGAAUUAAGUUGAUAAUUUAAGAGAAAAAUUUUUGUUUGUCUAUUUGGUAUUUUUUAGCACCUUGUGAAGUUAUACUUUAGUACGGGUUUCAUUAAAAAUUGAAAAUUGAUUCUUCCAGCAUAUCGACCCCACAUUGUUUUAAGUGUGUGGCUCUAUUGGUAUAAUGGAGGAGUAAAUAAAACCAGUUUUUGUUUUCUCAGGUUUGCCAUUGAAAUUCAGCCCACAGGAGAAGUCUCAGAGUACACAGCCACCAUCACUCAAGAGACGCUCAGGGAGGGUAAAAAGGGUCGAAACAAAGUCAGCUCUCUGAAGCUGACCCUGAAGGCUGAGGGUACGUCACACAAGGGCCAAUCAGAGCAACACAACCUACAAUGUUGUAAAGAUGACCUGCCAGAAUGUUGCAACUGAUCAUUUUAAAGCUUUUCCAAAUGAUAAGCAAAUAUAAACAACACUGAUGCUGGAAAUCCAGAGGGACAAAGAGCAACACUUUGAGUUAGUUACCCUCAGAAAAUGGCAAUUUUAGGUACCCAGUCCCAUCAUUAAAGCACCAUCACCACCCUGCUUCCUUUCAGUGCAUUACCCUAAAUCUUUCCUGUGCCAUUUGCACAUCAGCUCACCCUGACUUUAUGUGGAGAUUUUACUAGAAGGCAGGAAAAGGUUUGUGCAAGUUAAGGAACAAACGUCGCCUGAUUCUGCAUUCACACAAGUUUUCAGGUGCUCAUACAUGUGUGGAUAAAGCUCUCUAGUGCUUCCAUAGAUUUUUCUACUGGUUGAUUUUUUCAGGAGCAGGUUUAAAAAAGGGAGGAAGACAGUUCCUCUAAAGAGUUUGCAAACGUGUACUGCAUUCCCCCCCCCCCCCGACAUUAUCGAUCUGCAAACACCCAUUUGUGGGCAUCCAUAAGCCCUAAUAGCUAAAAUUUUCUGUCUCAUUGUUUGCUUUUCUUGUGGUAAAUGUCAAACAAGAGCAUGAUGGGAAACAAUCUGCAAAUACUUCUGUUGUAGUCUUGUAUAUAGUGGCUAGGCAAGUCACCCAGUCUUUGCGGGAUCUUGUAGUCUACAUAAGGUGUCCUAGGGUGCUGGAUUAGACUAAUUUAAAAGCUGUUUUCAAAACCCUCAGGUCAAAAAUCUCUGCUUUUACUAGGUGAUGAUUCAUCAGAGGCCACUGCAACCCUGAAAUACAACCACAACAAAAACACGGUCACCACAGAGGUUGUCAUUCCCGAUUUUGAUGUGGAAGCAGGCAUCAGGCUGGCUCUGACGGACAGCGAGGCUAAAGGGAAGAUGAUGCGAGGAAUCACCAUUGAUGUCACCAACAAGAACAUCCCACAGCUGACUCUCAUUGGACGCUCAAGGUACAUACUGUAUAUCUGACUGUUUGUGCAGCAUGUUUUCUUUAGAUUAUGUAUUUAGACAGGAAAUUAAAGGAGAAAAAACAUCCUGAAAGUAGUACAUAAGGAACAAACUCCUCUUUGGUUGAAUGUUAGGCUUGACAUGAUGAAGGAGGUCAUGCUGCAGCUUGAAAUGGCCAUCCCCUCUCUGAAAACUGAUGCCUCCAUCACUGCAAUCCUGAAGAGGGAUGAAGGUAUAAUCUUGGAUUUAGAGACGGUCAUCAACCUUCCUGAGACUUCCUCUCAACAGAAAGCGACUCUUAAAUACGGUAACUGUCAGCCAGAAAUCACAUCCCCAACAUAGAGAGCAGACUUAAGACAGAACCUUGAAUUUCUGCAGGAUUCAUGUAAGGUUUUUCUUCUUGAUAGAUGAUGACAAGUUGGAACUGGAGUUGAAAUCAGACCUGAAUUCAGAGAUUCAGAAGUUGAUCCCGAAUAUUGAGGAUCAUCACAGACAGCUGCAACAGUUAAUUGAUCAAAUCUUGGACCAGAAGGUGGCCAAGACCGAUAUGAAACUGCGCCACAUUGUCACCAAAGGAAUCGAGGUGAAGCUUUGGUUUUAACAACAUAAUCAGUUUUUGUUAACUGGGUUUUGUCUAGGUUUUGUCUUUAAUUUUAAGGUGGAAAUGUUAUGUUUCAUGCCCUCUUAAAGGCCGGUGAUAUAUGGUUCGGAAAAUUGACUGAACGCAUCCCCUACCUUGCAAACCUGCGAAGCAAGAGGAGCAUCUCAGAUCUCACCUUGCCGGCUCUGCCUGAGAAACUGUUUCUACAGAUGUGAGUGUGGAAUUCAAAAAAGUUCAGUAUUAGCACAAUCAAAUAGUGACCAAAGGAAUCUGUCCAUGACCUAUGGUGGCCCUGAAGGCAAACUACACAAACCAAAAUGCACAUUAUGAACACGUUGUGAAACAUAUGACGUUAUUUUUGUAUUUUUGAAAUUGUUCCUGUGUUUCAUGACAUAGUUUUGCAUUUUGACAUUAGGUGAAACAUUUCUUAUGUUUAUGCAUUUGACCUUUGGGGCCAAAAUCAUUUUCAUCUUUUAAUUUGUAAUAUGUUAUCAAAGGCAAAAAUCCAAAACCAGAACCAUACUGAUGCUGCUUGUUUUGGUCCCAUUACAGUGACAGCCUGUUUCGAUACCAGUUCAAUAAGGAUAAACUGUCCAUCUCGCUUCCUCUUCCACACGGAGGCAAAAAGUCAGAAGAGCUGAACAUCCCAACCUCUCUGUCCCUGCCAGACAUAGAUGUACCACAGAUAGGCUUGUCUGUCCCCGCCAGAAGCAUCCCUAUACCACCAUUCACCAUACCACCAACUCUGGAUUUCACUGUCCCUCUUCUUGGUCUUGCUGAAGCUUCAACCAAGAUCAACAGCAACUUCUACAGCUGGGAGGGCUCUGUCUCUGGGGGCAACAACACUGUCGAUGUUCCGAGCUGCAUUUUGCAGUACAAGGCCAUUGCCCAAUCACCUUUCAACCUGCUGUCAUACAAGCUUGAAGGUAAGUAACAGUUCAAAGGUUCCAAGUCAUUCAACAUCAGCAGAGUCUGGUUUAUCAGUGCUGCGCAACUUAGCAGAACCACCAGUUCCCCGUAUUACAAAUCAACUGAAUUACUGAGUUAAAAGUACUCCCACAUAGAGAAGUGAAGUUUUUUCCCAUCCUGAUUCAGAUUCUGGAUCCUAUUUUUGAGAAUAAUUGGAGGCCGAGUUAUUUUUGGACACUGGAAACAUAAAACAAGAUUUGAUGCUCAUGAAAAAUGCCGGUUGCCAACAGUUUCCGAGCUUUGAUUCACACCAUAUCAUUUCUCUCUCUAUUCAAAGGCACUGGGAUGAUGUCUGGAAGAGCUGAUGACAGUCUCAAGUAUCUCCUGAAUAGUUCCUUCAGCCACAGUCUCAUUGAAACAAGCCUUAGUGUCUCAGAAAGUGUGAGAAUAACAGACAAACUGAUUGCAAGAGCCAACUAUAAGAUUGAAGCAUCUAGUCCUUUAGGCCUGCAAGUCUCUCUCCACUACUCCGCCCAGUCCACUUCCACUGAGGCAGAAGAAGUCUACGGAGAUGGCACUGUGGAUGGAUUACUAAGGUUAGGAUCGUUUGUCGCCAAUUCCACCUACUCUAACAGCUACAGCCUGCGUUCUCUGUACAGAGAGGGGAGAGGAGAGUCCACUCUUCAAUUAAACAUGCCAUUUAUCCAAGUCAACAAUAAGAUCCAAGGAGCCUAUGCAAACUCUGAGUUGAACAUUGUGUCUAGAACCAACACCCAAGACGACAUCGUCAAGCAUGUGGCAGAGCUCAAAUACAAAGACUCACAGCUGACCUUAAAAUGCAACGGCGUUGCCAGACCUUUGCAGGGUACAUCCCUCAAUAACAAAGUGGAGCUUGGUGUGUCCAACCAAAUGGCCAUCCUCAGAAUUGAGUCACAGGCAGAUGAUGACAAAAACAGAGUAUACUCCCUCAUAACAGGAUCUCUCGGUUCGAAUGGACUUGAUGUAAACUCUGAGGGCUCCCUUGUCUCUGAUAUAGGCCGUGGAUUGCACAAAGCUUCUCUUUUAGUGAACAAGGAUGGUCUGACCACAAGUGGGACCAACAGCAUUCAGUGCAGCCCUGUCACAGUGGAAAAUGUCUUCAAUGGGGCCAUAGACAGCAAUGGAGCGAGCCUGUCCUGUACGACCAAAGCUAUGGCUGAAGAGAGCAGAGGAGAGCUGACCAUUGAGGGUAAAAUCACAGCUGCAGAAGCCUCCGUGAAUGGUGUCCUCAAAGGCCAUGCUUAUGAUGCAACCACAAGAAACAACAUGGAUUUAUUACUGAACCGAAGAGGUCUAAUCUUUACCAGCAACUCCAUGGGAACACUGGAACAGAUGACGACAGAAAACAGCCACUCAUUGACCAUCACUCUGUGGACUCUCGCCCUUAAGUCCAAGACAGACAACUUCAUCUGCAAGGAUGUUUACUACAAACAAGACACCAAGGUUGAUAUGAAACCGUUUGUCAUGUCAGUGGAUAUGACAAAUGAUCUGAAGUUUUAUGAUGUCAGUGUGGUCAAUGAAGGCCACAUGAGGCUUGAGCCAAUAAAAGUGGACCUGAGCGGAAGUUUAAAGGGAGCUUACGGAGAUGACAACUACAUGAAAAAUACGUAUGAACUCAACUAUGACAAUCUGGCAGGUGCAAUAAAAAACAGCCUGUCUGGAAACAUAGUAGAUUCACAGCUAAGUCACAACUGUGAGUUUGAAUUCGCAGGACUCUCCUCAACAUUGUUCUGUGAAACAAGGGUAAACUCUGAGCCUCUGCGUUUUGACAGCACUGUUCGCACCAUGGCGCUGCCUUUUAGCCUCACGAUUGAUGCUCUGGUAAACAGCGACGGGCAGAUUGAACUCCUCGGGAAGCACACUGGACAGCUGUACAGUAAGCUGUUGGUCAAAGCUCAGCCUCUCGCUUUUGGAUACUCACAUGACAGCAGAGUUUCAACUGCACAUGUGCUUCCAAGUAAGUCGAUUUCCACUAACUUGGAGAACAAAUUUGAAGGCCUCCUGAUGCCAAGUAACCAAGCUCUGAAAUGGCUUUUAAAAUCUCACCUGAAUGACCAUGCUUACAAACAAGAAAUCAGUGCUUACAAUGAUCCCGAGAAAAAUGGGUUUGAGUUUUUAGGGGAAUUGUUGACAGACUUUUUCAGCAGGUUAAGCAGGCAAAAAAGAUCAACACCAGAAGCACAAAAAUUCAGCAUCACUGGUUUCCUCAGGUAUGACAAGAACAGUGACUGUCACAUCAUUGAUAUACCGUUCAUCGAAAGCUUUCCUGCUGCCUUCGAGCAGCUCAAAAACACCCUGGUACAAGCAUUAGAAAUGCUUCAAGACCGCAUCAACAGUUUGGAUAUUGAUCGACUAAUCGCUGACUUCAGAGUCAAGUUAGAUCAACUCCCAUCACAAGUGAGGGACUUCAUGCAAGAAAUGGACUUGGAGGGUAAAUUUAAUCAAGUAAAAGCAACACUAGAUUAUUUGAUGGAUGAGUUUUCAAUAUCCAUGGAUGAUCUAGAGCUUACAAUGGAAGAUCUAAAAAGGAACUUUGAAAAAACAGCGAUGGACAUGGUGGACAAUAUAAAAGACCUUACCAGUACGGUUACAGACUAUGUCAACGACGGACGCCUUGCAGAGAAGAUCACAAACAUAUUUUCUAAAAUUAAAAACUGGCUUCAAGAGCUUGAUGACCAGUAUAAAAUAAAGCAGUCACUCAUUAAAGUACUUGAUGCCAUUGAUGACAUAAUCGGGCAGAUUGAUUUGCAGAAGCUCUCUGAAAACAGUGCUACCUGGCUGAAAGAGCUGGACUCUAAAUAUGGAAUCCUGGAGAAAAUCAAAGAUGCAUUAAUUAGCAUGAAGGAGCUCAUUGAGAAUUUUGAGAUCAGCAUGUUUAUGGAGGAUGUAAAGGAGUACCUUCUCUCAAUUGACUUAGCCAAGCAUGCUGAGCAGUUGUCCUCUAAAAUAUCCUCUUUGGACAUUGCAAAAGUGAUCGAUUCUAUGAAUGAUGUUAUCCUCAACUGGAUUGAUGAAUAUGAAAUCCCCAACAAGCUGAACACAGUGUAUUCUUACAUCAGAGACUUGUUUUUAAAAUACAGGCUUGAUGACAAGUUUAAGGACUUAAUGGAUCGGAUUUUGAUUCUUAUAGAGGAUUUUAAAAUUGAUGGAACCGUGCAGUUGAUGGUAGAUUCUCUGAGCUCUUUGAACUUUGAAUUGGCUUAUGAUAAAGUGAUACAAUUUCUGCAAAGUGUGACGAAUGAGCUCAGAGGGAUUGACUUCAAAAAGAGCAUCGAUGACCUAAAUGCAAGCAUUUCUUCAAUGCUGCAGUCAAUGAAGGCAUUUGACUACAAUGCAUUUGUUGAUGACACCAAUGAGAAGAUUGCAGAUCUGACAAACUACAUUAAUGAGCAAAUCAAAACAUAUGAGGUUGUCCAGAAAAUAGAGGCCAUUCGUGAGUUUUUUAGAGAAAUCCAAAGUACAAUCUACACAUAUCUGGAAGGAUUAAAAGACACAAAGGUGGCUGACGCUCUGAAGAGACUGAAAAAUGUGCUCGACACCACCUUUUUUGAUGACAUGUACAUGAAAGUAAUGGAUAUCCUUGAGGACAUGAGACAGCGAAUCCUUGACAUGGAUAUCAGAACUGAAAUGUACAUUCACCUUCAAAGAGCGAGCGAGUCUUACACUAAUAUUGUUGCCUACAUUUCUACACAGCUAGACCAACUGAUGGAAAAGCUCAGAGAAAUGACAGAGGACAGUGAGACCAUCUCUCAGAUAAAACAAGGUCUAGAUGGAGCCCUGAGUGCCCUGAAAAAAGCUGAGAUUGAAGUUCCCACUUUCAUUGUACCUCUCACUGACCUUGUUAUUCCAGCAUUUACAAUCAACCUGAACAAACUGCAAGAGAUCAGCAUCCCAGCUCAAAUCUCAAUCCCUGAGUUCACCAUUCUCAAUCUCCACACACUGCCAGCCAUCACCAUAGAUUUUGAUGAACUCAAAGCAAAUAUAAUCAAAGUCAUUGACAGGAUGAAAGAGUUUGAGAUUCAGUGGACCGACCCUGAGGACAUAUUUGGUGACCUAAAAGUGCUCUACUUGUCUGACCUACCUGAUCUCACCUUGCCAGAAAUAACUCUUUCAGAGAUCAAAUUUCCAGCCGUCAAUAUCCCAACAUUAAAUUUUGAGAACUUUGAAAUCACAAUGCUUCCAAUUCCAGAAAUCCAGCUGCCUGAGAUCCCGAGUGAUAUUUGUGUCCCAGUUUUUGGGAAACUCCAAGGAGAAUUCACAUUGGCCUCUCCAUUAUACACACUUGUAACCAUUGGGAAGAUUGAGAACUCCACGUCCACUCCUAAAAACCCACAGUUCACUGCCACUUUAAACUCUGAGGCCAAGUCAAUCUUCAGGCCACUUGAAUACUCUUUUGAAGCCUCUGCUCAGCUGGAAGCUCAGUGGAGGCUUCGAAGGAGCCUCCGCUCAGCUGAGAAGCCGCUCCGCUCAGCUGAGAAGCUGCUAUUCACAGAACAAAUGAAGCUGACACACAUGGCUUUCUCUGUUGACCAUGAAGGAUCUUUAACACUCACUGGAUCCUCUGCUGAGGCCUCUUCCAAAACUAUUACCAAGGCUUUGACUGAAGUGUACACAGCAGACUUGGUCAACACUAUGGGACUGACACUGAACAAUGAAAUUUCUGCAGCCAUAAACACAACCUACAACCACAACUUGGGCAUCCCUGCAAUUGAAAUCCUAAGUCAGGCAGCAAUGGAGCAGCAUAUCACAACCAAAGUGGAGUCUGGCAGAGUCAUUGUGACUGGAGAAACUACAGGAAAUGGAAAGUGGUCCAUUCAGGAUUACUCAGAUGAAGGCACACACACAAGUAAAACUGAAUUCAAUGUUGAUUUUAAUACUGCUAAGUUGACUUUCUCAGAAGAAACAGACUGUAAAGCCUUGAAAUCAAAGAAAACAUUGACUGUUGAAUCUGUUACUUUAAGCCAUGUAACCAUCGAGGCAAGAUGUGAAACUGAAACUCCAUCUGUUAAGAAGAGUGUCAUGACUCUAAAUGUGGAGGCCAGUAUUGGAGACCUGAAGGUUGCACUGACAGCUGCUCAUGAUGCUGAAUUCACUGGAAACCUGGUUGGAUUCAUGGCCAACACUUUGGAGUUCAAGGCCCAUCCAUUUGAAAUCGAGCUUGAUACAAAGAAUAAAGUAAACACAAAGAUGUUCUUCCCCCUGAAACUCACUGGAAAGGUAGAUCUCCAGCAUGACUGCGGAGUAAGUCUGAAUUAUAAAAAGCAGCGUGCUAGCUGUUUUGCUUUGGCAAGAUUCAACCAGUACAAGUACAAUCACAACAUAACUGCAGAAAACAAUGAAAUGGACAUUUUCUUACAUGCAACAGCAAAUGGGGAGGCUAAUCUGGACUUUUUGACUGUUCCUCUGUCCAUCCCAGAGAUAAUCAUACCUUACCUGAAUAUGAACACCCCUGAAAUCAGAGAAUUCUCUCUGUGGGAACAUGCUGGUUUGAAAACCUUGCUCAUCACCCCUCAACAAUCGAUGGAUAUGAAUCUGAAGCUUCAUUACUUCAAGAACCCUGAUGUGCACAUCAUUGAAGUACACCUCGAGCCAAUAUACAACACAAUCAUUGAUAAUGCCCACAUCAUCCAGGUUCAAUUUGAAGAAUUCAGGGAUAAAAUAGUUGCACUUUUAAAAGAUUCGUACAACCAAGCAAAGGCACAGUACAUCAAACACAAAAUUGACACAUCUGGCAUGCCUCCUAGAAUCUUCACUGUGCCAGGAUACAAAAUCCCAAUAUUAAACAUCGAGGUGUCUGCCUUCAGAGCUGAGAUGCCAGCCUUCAGCUAUUUUGUUCCCAAGGAGGUCAGCACACCAAGCUUCAAGAUCCCAGCCCUCGGUUUCUCUGUGCCAUCAUACACUCUCGUGCUACCAUCCCUAGAGCUGCCGGUCGUCUAUGUUCCAGAGACUUUGAGUGAAAUACAACUACCCACUCUCACCCUGCCAACCAUUCAGAACAGAAUAGUGAUUCCAGCCAUGGGUAACAUGACAUAUGAUUUCUCCUUCAAAUCCCCUGUGAUUAACUUGAACGCCAACGCUGGGCUCUAUAACCAGCCUGACAUCGUCACCCGGUUCAGUGCUUUCUCUGUGUCUGUGUUUGACAUUUUGAAUGGAAAAAUCGAUGGCACCUCCAGUCUGACGAGGAAGAGGGGCAUAAAACUGGCCACCACUGUGUCUCUGGAGCAUGAUAUUAUAGGUGCCAACCACGAAUGUGCUGUCAGUCUCGCCAAGAGGAGCAUGGAGGCAUCCGUCACCAACACUGUGAAAAUCAAUCUGCCGUUCCUAAAUCUGGAGUUCAACCAGGAACUCAGUGGAAGUACUAAAAUGAAGCCGAAUGUUGUAUCCAAGAAAAAUAUCAAAUACAUGUUUAAUUUUCCUUUGAUUGAAUCUGCAAGCAAAGGAAACCUCGAUAUAAACUGGGCACUGGAAGCUCUUUCCUCCGAUGUGUCUUUGGUGACCUUAGUAAACGGAAAGUCUGAUAUCAUGUUAAUGGAUAGUUGCACAUUUGGAGGGUCUCUCCAAAAUGAGGCCAAUUUCUACCUCAAUGCCAAUGGCUUACGUUCAACUAUCAAGACUGUUUUGGACUCGGCCAUUGACAAACAGGGAAGACAAAAACGCAACUCAAACAACAUCUUCCAGUUUGACUUGAAUGAUAACUUGGCCCUUGAGGUCUCCUUGCGACGUGUGUUUGCCAAGGUCGACCACAUGAGCAGUAACAAUGUUGAUUUAGGGUUUUUCAACACAAAUGGAAGGCAAGUUAUUGAUGGAAAUCUAGAUUUUGUUCCUCUAACAACAUUCAAGAUGACACUGAACAGUGAUGCAAAUCAGCCGAGCAGUUUAGGCCAUGUUGGACUAAUUCAGAAUGUCAAAUUGGACAUCACCUCAGAGAAACAGUCAUUUACCUGGAGUGGAAAGGAGCAGCUGGCAUCUUUCAUCCAUGCUUGUGAUUUCGUUGUGUCCAAUGAUGAUUCUGAGGUACGCAUGGACUUAACUGAGUCUGUUGAAGGCCAUCUGGCAUUCUUGAAGUCAGUUAAGCUUCCUGUUUAUCAGAAGAGCCUCUGGGAUGUGCUCAAGUUUGGUCAGGUCGCAAAUAUGGAUGACUUACAAUUCCUCAACAUCUCCUCCAGCAUUGUAUACACAAAGACCUCAGACGGUGUAGAGUUUAAAAUACCAUCCCAAAUAUUUGAAGAUGGUGUCAUUCUUAGCAUCCCUGAGAUUCACGUGGCAGUGCCAUCUUGGGUGAGAGAAAUCCCAAAUUCCAUAAGGAACAUAGACAUGCGACUGGAAAACCCUGACAUCCCUGACCACGUGGCUUUCCCACCUGUAAUUUCAGUCCCAGCUUUUAAAGUGCCAUAUACAAACUUGCAUGUGGAGCCUUUCACAAUCAAUCCAAAGAGUCUCAGCAUCCCCAAGGUGAUCACAACGACCGCCUUUGAAAUCAUGCUUCCUGGCUUGCCAACAAUGUCAGUGCCAAGCUACAAUAUUGACACAGAGUAUUUACAGGAGAAAAUACCAUUCCUGUCAUUUAAGAUACCACAGUAUGAUAUCACAGUGCCAUCUUUCACCCUCCCAAAGUCCUUCACUUUUGGAGAAUACACUUUCAACUUGAAUAAAAUCACAACCCAGAUUUCAAACUUCGAGCUUCCCACCAUCACCAUUCCAGAGCAGAAAAUUGAAAUUCCAAAAAUCACCCUUCACAUGCCCACAGGUCUGUUUAUCCCCAAGUUUGGAGCCCUCAGUGCAACAUUCAAACUCAAGUCCCCCAUUUAUAACAUGUCAACAACUGCCAGUCUGGAGGAAAGGGAUGCACUUGUGGCUUCAUUGAACUCCAUCUGUACUUCGACCAUGAUUUUCCUGGAGUACGAUCUCUCUGGUAGGACUGGGACGGACUCUUGUUCAUUUCAUAAGAUUUUGUUGUAUGAGGUAACGGGUUCAAAACAAGUCUUAUUUUGCUUUUGUCCCCUCAGCCAGUGCAACUCUUGGAUUUGAAAAUGGAUUCUUUAAUCUAAUUGGAAAGUGCAACUUGAUUCACAGUGACGUUACUGUCGACUGGCAACACGUAAUGUCUCGUAACUUCAGGUAAAUAUUCACUGCACAUUUUGUGGCUUUGAGUUCAAGUUUUACUCAAUGAAGUCUACAUGGAGGUCUUUACUACUCAGCCAUGAUGGUAUGAUGAGCUGCCUGGAAAGGUUGGUAAAGGCUUGGCUACAGACUGCUGGCCUUGCGGUUUCUGCAUGUUUACUGACUUAAUAUGAUUCUUUUUUUAGGAUGAAGCGCCAGACUGCUCCUGAUUCCAUGUAUGUUUUUUUUUUUUAUUAUUAUUAUUUUCUGCAGAAUUUAACAACUCUUUUAAUUGAGCUUCAGUAGGUAAAACAAAGAAGCUCUACUGAUGACUGUGUCUGUCUUAAAGGGAGUCUCGUCAUACUCUUAAUGUGGACGUCGCCAGCAAAACAUUUGCUGAUGUGAACUUUCGUCUCGCUUCCCGCAAAGACGGCGUUACUGCAUCGAUUUCUUCGCCAUCGGCUGGUUUCCUGGGUUUGCAUUUGCAGCGGAGGUCUGCGUCACAGCUGUAUGGAAAACUGUUUAGUCGCUACCUGGUAAGACUAACAUAAAGGCAUUUUGUCAACAGAAAUGUACAGACUGAUUUAUGAUAUUUGAGUCUAACUUGAUGCUUAUUCUGCUUCUUUCUUGUAAAUUCAGUCAUCUCCUGAGAAAGACACAGAUGUUUUGACUACCAAAGCCACGCUGAAAAACUCCCAGAAGUUGAUGCUUCAGAUGUCAUGGAAUUGGGACUUCCUCCAUGAUCUGAUUGAGGGGACCAAAGAGAGGAUUCCUGCGAUGACUGAUGCUAUCCUUAAGUUCAUAAACAAAUAUCACACCGCUCACUUUGGUUUUGAUCUCAGCCGCGGUGGCAUGAAACUGAAAAACACAUUUUCCAAUGUCAUAGAGCGAGCCUAUCAUGAGGUUCCUUUGUCCUUUAACUCACUGCAGGAUUCAAUCAGAAACACUUUUGAUCAGGGAAAAGACAUGUACACAAAGGCUUCAGACAGCUUGAUGUCCCUCAGUGUGCAGGAGGAAAUGGACAAGUUGGCCCGUGAGUUGAGGCACACCUUGAAACGCAGUGAAAACAAGAUCUAUGACUUGCUGGAUGCAAUCACACAGUUCUUGAGUGACCUUAAGUUCCCAGUCCCUGGCUCUGAAGAAAGGAUGUCUGGUCUAGAGUUGUUCCACAGAGCCCGUCGGUCUAUUUCAAGAGCCACUGACAGGGCCACCCAAAGGUUUGCCAGCCUCAUGGGAAAGAUCUUUGAAUCCAUCAGGGAAAUAGAGUUCACAAUACCAGGAACUGAGGUUGUUGUUAAUGGAAAUGAGAUCAUGGAUAAGAUUAAGACCUUAGCAAAACGUGCAUAUGAUCAAUUAAGAGAGUCAGUGCGGAGGGGGUUUGAAUGGCUGCAAAAGGCCAUUGAAGAUCUCAUGCAGGUGAUUGCUGAAAAAGGUGAGAAUGUCAUCAGUUACCUGAGAGAUGAAAAUGAAGAAAUUGCCUCUAUGGUGGAAACCCUCCAUUGGAAGUUUAUCCAGUCUUCCAAACGACACAUAGAGGAGGCAGAGGGAUUUGUGGCUGAGUAUAAAGAUCAAACCAAAAUGAAGAUCCAAGAGGUUUAUAAUGCUUUAAAUAUGGAGCGAGUGAAUAAUGAUACCACAGAGUUAAUCAAUAUACUGCAGUCACACCUCUAUGGAGGACUUAAUGAAGGAGUAGAUUUAAUGAGAAGGGCGUCCCAAAGCACAGCACCAUACUUAAAAGUGAGCAAUAAAAAGGUGGACAUUGAAAUUCCCUUACCUUUCCUUUGGAAGUCUUUCAGCGAAUGGCCGACACAGUCACGGCAGUGAAGGAUGCCUCGAUGAUUGAGUGUCUGGAAAGAAAAUUAUUCUCUGAGUGAAUAAUAACCUUGUCGGUUUGAUGUGCAAAAGAAUUGAGAUUGAAGGUUUCUUUUGUUGUUCUUUCUGUGAGAUAAUUGAUGUGAAUUUGACAGCAAAUACAGUCAUGAGAAUUUUUGGAUGCAAGUUUGUUGUGUGAUAGUGUUCAAUUAAACAAUACUGAGUACAAAA
Messenger RNA from Xyrichtys novacula (pearly razorfish), 24099 nucleotides. Lineage: Eukaryota; Metazoa; Chordata; Actinopteri; Labriformes; Labridae. The record is from the annotation of a GenBank genome assembly.